GUUGACCCCGAAUUCAAGGGACUUUCCCUGACCGGUUUCAGAAAAAAGAUAAUUCAAUUCUCGUCCUGUGUACUCUGUACUGUGUCAUUUCUUACAAGGAGCCUGAUCUCAGUAUCUUCAUAUCUUAUAGCCACUAGCUAGUAGCUUUGUUCUAUCUGGGCUCAUAUUCCCAUCAGCUCACAACUUCAAACCAAAAGCAAACCAAAACCAAAGGUUAACUAUCCAUCACAACACAAUCACAUCAUCAUGUCCACCGUUGCCACUAUUGUCUCUUCCUGGCUCGCAAUCCUACUUGUCGUCUUUCUCCCUUCCUUUUCCGACGCUGAGACCUGCAGGUGGAACCCCUACGUCAAAGAAGAAGUGAAAAGAGAUUACUGGACGUUGUGCCCUUUGCCCUGCAAGAAGGCGAAGGUUGUGGGAUACACAUGGGUGCUUAGAACCGGACUUGACUUUUGCAUCAACCAACCCGACCGAUCCAGCGUGACAGAGUUCACCCCCGACCAGCUAACCUUUGACUUUUCGACCGACAAGCCUGACGAUUGGAAGAAGCUCGUCCGGAACGGGGAGUGCGAGACUCUUGCUGACCUGGGUUCUGCCUCGUGGUGCACCAACCGCCAGAUCGAUGGCAAGGACUGCGACACAGAGGUCAGCGAAACGGUGAUUGAUGGCGAACUCACCAAAAUUAAGCACUGCUCGUCCAGUGGAGGGACGUCGUCCGGUGGAAACACCGCCUGCUCCUCCUGGAAUCCGUUUUGUUAGAGCAUGUUUGUGACAUGCUGUACCCCCUUUAGUUGAACUUCUGCCCUGUGCACCAUGUUUGUCUCCAUACCCGGUAUCCAGCAGGACCCAUUCUACUCCCUCACUUGAGCCAAUAGGGCCAAGUGUCAAAGGGAGUGAAUGAUUGAAUCAAAAGCAAAGCCAUUGGCCCAGUAGUUUUAAGUAUAACAACUACUAAUCAUUGUGUGAAACCG
Molecule: messenger RNA, 971 nt
Organism: Seminavis robusta
Lineage: Eukaryota; Bacillariophyta; Bacillariophyceae; Naviculales; Naviculaceae
Source: the annotation of a GenBank genome assembly